AUGGGUUUUGCUAUUUAUAUUUUCACCGUUUUUGUACUUUAUUUAGCUAUAAAUGCUUCAAAAAUAUACAAAUUUCUGAAAAAACGGCUGAAAAUCUAUAAAUAUGUUGGACAAAUUGAUGGUCCAACGGCAAUGCCAAUUCUAGGAACCACGUGGCAAUUUAAACUCGAUUCGAAGGGUAAGUUCAGAAUAUUUGAAGAUGUAAGAUUUCGUAGUUUCAAAUAGGAUUUUCGCUUCAAUUAUAUAACUGGGCUAUGGAAUACUGUGAAAAAGGAGCUGGAUUAGCAACAUUUUGGAUUGGACCACAACCUUUGAUUGUUGUAUUAAAUGCAGAUGCAGUUAAGGUAAUUUAAAAAUAAGAAUUUUUCUGAAAGUACUGAUUGAAAUUGAUCUUUAGAUUGUCAGAAAAAUUGUAUAAUGACGUUUUCAAAGUUCUUAUAUGUCAUAAUUUUUAAAUUCCGAAUAUCUUGUUUCUGAACCAGUUUGUCUUGUGACCCAAAAUAUCUUCUGUCAUUUUUCAGACAGUUUUGGAAAGUAACAAACUAAUCGAUAAAAGUGAUGAAUAUAAUGUAUUCCUUCCAUGGUUGGGUGAUGGUUUAUUACUUUCUGGCGGAGAUCGAUGGAGACAACGAAGAAAACUUCUAACUCCCUCAUUUCAUUUCAAUGUUCUUCAAGAAUUCCAACAAGUUUUUGAUUUUCAGUCAAAAGUUUUGAUUGAAAAAAUAGAAGAAGAAAUGAAAAAACAAACGACAUUUGACGUGUUUCCUUUUAUCAAAAGAUGUGCACUUGAUAUCAUUUGUGGUAAGUGAUAUAAAUAAAUAUAAUUUUGGGAAAUUUCCUAGAAUUCUCAAAGAAAACAAUUAAAAUAUAGUAUUUUUUAAAUAGAAACUGCCAUGGGAACAACAGUCGAUGCUCAAACAAAUCAUAAUCAUCCGUAUGUUUUGGCUGUGGCAGAAAUGAAUAAAUUAGCCUAUGAAUAUCAAAGAAAACCAUGGCUUUGGAUUCCAAUUUUGGCAAAAGUUUUGGGAUUUACAAGUCGACAUAAAUAUAAUCUUGAUCUUGUGUUGGAUUUCACACGAAAAGUGAUUGACGAAAAACAAAAAGAGUUUGAAGAAUCUGGAAAUAUUGAUGAUGGAAAAAGAAAAGCUUUUCUUGAUAUGCUUAUUGAAGUAUGAUUAGUGAUAAUCUCAAAUUUCUCAACAAAUGAUACAUUUCAGAUGAAAGAAGAAGGCGGAUUAAAUGAUGAAGAUAUUCGAUCAGAAGUUGAUACAUUUAUGUUUGAAGGACAUGAUACAACAUCUGCUGGAAUUGGAUGGACACUUUGGUGUUUAGCAACACAUCCCGAAUAUCAGAAAAAGUGCCACGAAGAAUUGGAUAGUGUUUUCGGUAAGUUUAUUAUCCAAAUUGUUGUCAUAAUUAUUUAAAAACAAUUUGAUAAUUUUCAGAGAGCAUAAAUCAAGAAUGUUCUACAGAUGAUUUGAAAAAUCUAAAAUAUCUCGAUAAAUGUAUCAAAGAAUCACUGCGAAUGAGACCAUCUGUACCACAAUUUGCAAGAGAAGUUCGAGAAGACAUUGUAGUCGGUAAGAAAAAGAUAAUAAAUUUUAAGACUUUUUCCCAAAGAUAAGAAAAAGUUUCAGACAAUUUUUAUCGAUAAAAAAGUUUGCAAUAAUGUUUUUGCAGAUGGCAAAAUAAUUCCCGAAGGUUGCUCAAUUAUGGUUUCUCCUGCUUUUAUGCACAAUAAUCCGAGAAACUAUGAGAGAUUUGAAGAAUAUGAUCCAGAAAGAUUUUCAGAGGAUAAUAUUUCGAAAAGACAUGCUUAUGCUUAUAUUCCUUUUAGUGCUGGACCAAGGAAUUGUAUAGGUUUGUGAAAAAAAAAGUGUCGAGGACAAAAAACAGCAUAUGUAACUUCGAACAAAAAAAUAUAACUGUUUUGAAAUAUUUCAGGUCAAAAAUUUGCAAUGCAAGAAGAAAAAACGGUAAUCUCAUGGGUUCUCCGCCGUUUCGAAAUAUCAACAACAACCCCAUUUCUUGAUAAUAUGCCACUUCCCGAAACAAUCACUAGACCAGAAUUUGGUUUUCCAAUUACAUUCAAACUUCGCACCUGA
Molecule: messenger RNA, 2105 nt
Organism: Caenorhabditis angaria
Lineage: Eukaryota; Metazoa; Nematoda; Chromadorea; Rhabditida; Rhabditidae
Source: the annotation of a GenBank genome assembly